AAUGUUUAAGGUGAGUUUGGUCAAUAGAAAGUAAAAGAACUCAAGAGUGGGGUGAACAGAGACGUUUUAUUAGAGUCGGAAUAACGAGGGUACAAGAGUAAGAAAGCCGGCUAGUCGAUGCUCGGUGAGAUCCUAGCCGGAAGUACAAGAGAGCGGCGAGAUACAAAGAGAAUAAAGGAAACCCUAAUCUAGCCGCAAGUCUGUCUGUCUGUGUAGUGAUACCAUUCCUUCUUGUCCUCAACUCCUUAUAUAGUCUCCUAGGUCGGUUAGUCUCGACCUAAUUCGCUUCCCUUUGGUCAUGGGCUUUUCGAUAUACAGGCCCAAUCGGGAUGACUGCUCGGCCCGAGCUGUUUGGUUGCUCGCUUCGGCUGCUCGUCCUCUAGCUAAAGUAGUCACGAGCCGAGUCGGGGUCAGUCGAGGAGCCGACGCCGAGCCGACCGCUCCCUCCUUGAUGGUAAUGGGCCUCCUGUUCGCUGGGCCUUGUGGGUGGUGACAAUCCAUCCCCAACAAUAAGUCCCCCCCUAGCUCAUAGUCGGUCGAGUAAACGAUCGCUGUGAGCUAGUUGUUUUAGGGCUCGAAGAACAGGAGACUCGUUGUUGAUUUUGACGGCUCCGCCAGAAAUUGUCCGAAGAAAAGAACUUCCGCGAUUCGGUAUAAAUCGUCUGGAUUGAUGCCGAACAACGGUCUUUCCAAACCGGGGAUCUGAUCGCAUUCGAUUCAUGGUAUGACGUCGAACCGUCGCCAAUUGUAGCGAGGGAGCCGAACCGUUACUAGGUUUUGGAUCGGGAAGCCAAAGCGUCGUUAGGUUUCGGACCGGGAAACCGAAAGGUCGCGCUUGAGACCGACGCGCGAGCCCGUCUAGAGGCCCAUUUAGGCCCGUUUAGGGCUAAUUAUGACGCCUCGUUGAGCGCGCGUCCCCUUCCCUAUAAAUAAGAGAUCUUCCUUCAGAUCUCCCAUUCUUCCGCAAUCUUCAGGUACUCUCUCUCUCUCUCUCUAAGUUGCUUCUCUCUCUUUCUUCUGCUCUCGUUUUAUCGUUUACUCGGUAAUGUCGACAAGUAAGAAACUUUCUCGAGAACAAAAGGGGAAGAUGCGUGCGGCCUCGUCGGGAUCUGGUGAUGACUUAGAGACGGUCCGUGGUUCUGAAGGAAGCCAAGAGGCGGUUCAUCGCGAGGCGAUGAUGGAUACAGAGAACUUGAGUCGUGCGCAGCGCGUUCUUAUUUCGGAAUCGAGAGUGCAGUCGCGGAAGGACGACGACGGUCGUGAUCAUGUUGACGAUCAGAUGAUCCCGAUAAGCUUUUAUCCGGGGAACAUCUUCGAGGAGCAACCUCCGCUUGAUCGGGAGCGCGUGCGUCCUUCGGUCGUCGAAGGCCAGGACUGGCGGGGUGUCGAGAAGACGAGGUCGACCGUCGAGUCGGUGACGAGACUCCUACGGGCUCGCGACGCAGCGGGGGUUACGUUUAUAAUCCCGAAUAGCGACCAGCGGCCCUGGUCUCCUCCGAAAGGCUACCAGUGCGUCUACGAGUCGUACUUCGAGGGCGACACGAAGCUGUGGUUUCCGAUUCCUCGAAUCGUCACUGCGUUUGCGAUGCGCCGAGGAGCCGCCCUUAGCCAAUUUCUGAAUGGUGCGUGGCGGCUGGCCGUGGCACUGACGAUUAUCGGAGCAGAAGCUGGUGUUCCUCUCAACGUCCGAGCUUUCGAGGAAUUAGUGUCAGCGAAGAUAAAGGGCGGACUGAUUUCGCUGAAGAUCCGCCCCAACUAUAACGUGGUGACCGGCUACCCCAACAAGACGAACAACUGGCAGCGGUCCUACUUCUACGUCAAAUCUGACAGGGCUGCGUUCGAGGAGCCGCUGAGGACCGGCUAUCGUGUUUUAUGGGCCCGAGAGAUGGUUGCUCUUCCGAACACCGCAGAGUACGAGGAGGACUUUUUGACGAGCGCGCGUCUGAUCGCAUCGCAGAGACAGGACCAUUGGAAUAAUUUUUCCUACCGGAGGAUUAGUCGAUCGAUCGGGUGGAUUAGUCAGCAGGUUUGGCGUUCGGACACGAUCCCCAUUGUCACGAAUAAGACGAAGAGGGUCAAUUUGUUCAAUUCGGCCGAGCAGAGGGAGAUAAACCGAGCAAGAGCGAUGAGGACUAUUCCAAAUUUGAGUUUGGUGGUUGCGAAGAAAGUCGGCUCCGCAAAGAAAUCUCAGCCCGAUACCGCGGGCUCGCCUAAUUUAGGAGAUCCGAGCGCGACCGAGUCGGACGCUGAGGCUCAGUUGGUUAGAAAGACCAACAAGAAGAGACAGCGCGAAGAGGAGGGCGCGGCUGUCGAGGAAACGAACGUUGGGGCUUCCUCUCCUCAAGGGCAUUCUGGGUCAGAGGGGAGAAGGAAGAAGGCAAGGGGCGAUUCUCCCGCGAUCCGAUCCUCGUCCGUUGAGGAAGGCGAGCUCAGGGACCUGGAACCGAGCGGUGGUUCCAAAGAUGAGGUGGUCCCCGAAUCACAGCCUGCGGGCAGCCGCGACGAAGAUCUUCCGGCGGUCUCUCCAAAGGCCAAGAAGAAGGACAAGGGGAGGAAGAGGAAGAAGAAAGCCGCCGAAAUGGUUCCUCGAGGCUCUUCUGAGGAGCUGAACGACGAGGAGGAAGAUGCCACCCGUUCCGGGGAAUCGCUGGGCCCGGGGCGUGAAGUCGUGCCGGAGGAACCCGCUCCUCAGGUCGCUGAAGGGACCGUUGCUGUCCCGAAGAAGAGGAAGAAGAAAAAGAAGGGUUGUCCGGACAGGGUUUCUUUCUCUUACGACCGCGAGGUCCCGCUAGCGCAUGACGAGCAGGAGUGCGGUCGCCUGGUUCGUCAGUUUAGGGGAGAUCGGGGCGCGCUGCCGCCGGUCAAGGACUUGAUCUUCAAGGAGGAGUACAAGUUCGCCGCCCGUACCUCCAUCAUGAGCCUCGGAGACUGGAACGUUUUAGUGAGGAAAUACGAUGAGGAGCUGAGAGGCGCGUUCGAGUUGGUCGACAAGCAGAAGAGGAGCCAUAAACGCGCGACUCGGGCUUUGAAGGAUGCAGUCCGUGCAAAGGACGAAGCAGUUGCCCAAGAAGAAGCGCUGAGGAAGGAGCUCGACGAGCAGAGGGGAAUCAUGGCGAUCGAGUUGGCGUCUGCUCGGGACCUGGUAAAGAAGGCGGAGAAAGAGAAAGCCGAGUUGCGGAAGAGAAAUGCCGACUUGCAAGGCAAGAAUGCGACUCUCGAGAAGGAGGUGGUGGCCUCUGCUUUGAAUUUCUCCCGGGAGAUGGAUCGCUUGAGGGAAUCUCGCAAACUUGAGGUCACUCAUGAGCGAAUCCGCGUGAUGGCGGCAAUGACGGGAAAAUGCUCCCGACGCUUCAAAAAUAUUCAGGACCGAGAGAAGCGCCGUGAUGAUUUCGAGGACUCGCGGUGUAUGCUUGGUCAAGCGCGCGGGAUGCGAGACUGCCUCGAGGCUUUGAAGGAAUCGGGGAAAGAUAUCCCUCAGGAGACCAUUGAUACGUACGCCGACUUGGAGAAGUACUACGAUGGGGAGACGACUCGUCUGGAGGUAGGCGUGAUUCCGGACUCGGAUCUAACCUUGUCUCCUUUGGUGCUGAAGUCUCGGUUCGUGAUCGAAGAAAUCCUCGAGAAGGUUGACAAGCAUGGGUCGAACCUUGAGCUGAUCGAUUCUGAAGCCGCGGCAGCGCUCCGAUCUCCGAGUGAUGGAUUUAUUAGGGACCUCCUCGACACGGUACAAUCUCCUGCUCGUCCCGACGCCACUCUUCCUAUCAAAGCGGCUGCGCCAGACAAGAAAGCCGUUGAAGUGGACCCGAAGGCGCCCGGUGCCGAUGCCCGGGAGAAGUUGGUUACAAUCUCCGACAGUUCGUCCCUCGGGACUUCCGAUCCUGACGCGAGUGAAGGCCUUUCGGAUCCGAACCGCGAGAUCAGGCUUGCCUCUCCAUCGAGCAAGGGUCAAAGUACCGGCAACGUAUCCAGCUCGGGCCCUCCUGAGAAGAAAGAUCCCCCUGCUGAGGGAUGAUUACCCAUGUUUGUUGUAUCUCUUUUUCGGCCGUUUGGCCUUGUUUGUUUAAGACCUCGUUUCUCGGCGUUAAGCCUUUGAUGUAUGAAUUAUUUUCUUUUGGUUUUUAUCAGACAAGUGUUUCUUUAUAUAUUUCCGUAA
Messenger RNA from Raphanus sativus (radish), 4153 nucleotides. Its product is annotated as meiosis-specific protein ASY2-like. The record is from RefSeq and is a predicted model, not a curated record. The coding region runs from base 1046 to 4012 and encodes 988 amino acids. The transcript has 4 exons. Lineage: Eukaryota; Viridiplantae; Streptophyta; Magnoliopsida; Brassicales; Brassicaceae.